GACGUCGCUUCCGCAGCAGUAUGGCGGCCACGGAGGACGAGGGGCCGGCUGGGAGCGGCGAGGGUGAGCGGCUGGAUUUCCUACGGGACCGGCACGUACGGUUCUUCCAGCGCUGCCUCCACGUCUUGCCCGAGCGUUAUUCUUCGCUGGAGACCAGCAGGUUGACAAUUGCAUUUUUUGCACUCUCCGGACUGGAUAUGUUGGAUUCCUUAGAUGUGGUGAACAAGGAUGAUAUAAUAGAAUGGAUUUACUCCCUGCAGGUCCUUCCCACAGAAGACAGAUCAAAUCUAAAUCGCUGUGGUUUCCGAGGCUCUUCAUACCUGGGUAUCCCAUUCAAUCCAUCAAAGAAUCCUGGAACAGCUCAUCCUUAUGAUAGUGGCCACAUAGCAAUGACCUACACUGGCCUUUCAUGCUUGGUUAUUCUUGGAGAUGACCUAAGCCGAGUAAAUAAAGAAGCUUGCUUAGCAGGCUUGAGAGCCCUUCAGCUGGAAGAUGGAAGUUUUUGUGCAGUACCUGAAGGCAGUGAAAAUGACAUGAGAUUUGUGUACUGUGCCUCCUGUAUUUGCUACAUGCUCAACAACUGGUCUGGCAUGGAUAUGAAAAAAGCCAUCAACUAUAUUAGAAGAAGUAUGUCCUAUGACAAUGGACUGGCACAGGGAGCUGGACUUGAAUCUCAUGGAGGAUCAACUUUUUGUGGCAUUGCCUCACUGUGUCUAAUGGGUAAACUAGAAGAAGUGUUUUCAGAGAAAGAAUUGAACAGGAUAAAGAGGUGGUGUAUAAUGAGACAACAGAAUGGUUAUCAUGGAAGACCGAAUAAGCCUGUAGACACCUGUUACUCUUUCUGGGUGGGAGCAACUCUGAAGCUUCUGAAAAUUUUCCAAUACACUAACUUUGAGAAAAAUAGAAAUUACAUCUUAUCAACUCAAGAUCGCCUCGUAGGGGGAUUUGCCAAGUGGCCAGAUAGUCAUCCAGAUGCUUUGCAUGCAUACUUUGGGAUCUGUGGCCUGUCACUAAUGGAGGAAAGUGGAAUUUGUAAAGUUCAUCCUGCCCUGAAUAUAAGCACACGGACUUCUGAACGCCUUCGAGAUCUCCAUCAGAGAUGGAAGACCAAGGACUCUAAACAGUACUCAGAGAAUGUACAGAUUUCCACAUGACUGACUUUGUUCAGACUGGGAGGGUGGGGAGAUUUGUAGCAAAACUGUAGCUCAAGGUUGAAAGCCAUGUAUAACCAAGUGUGCUCUUUUUUUUAAGAGAUAGAGUCUACAAUCAAAUAUCGUGCUGAUGGCACUUUGGGAUAUGGUCUUGAGCCAGUAACCUUUGUACUGGGUUUCAAGAAAAUCUUGGUUGAUGUUUGAACCACAAUGGACUCUGUUGUGGCUCUUCAGUGUUUAUACUGUAUUUCUAAGAAGUUCUUUGAGGCAAAUUAACUGUAUGUAUGUAGGUUAUCUUUUUUAAAAGCUCUUCAUUUCAAAUUGUAUCAUGUUAUAAAAUGGAACAAAUCUUCCGAACAAGUUUAUGAUUCACAUAGCAUUGAUAAUCUUCAGAUGAGCACUUAGUUAUCAUUUUAAAUGCUUGACUGCUAAUGGUAGAAAAUUGCUUUAAUGAAUUAAGUAUAUGGGGUUAGUCUUUGAAAACAGAUGAUUCCAUAAUUUUUAAAAAAGAAUGACUUAUUUUGUCUUAUUCUUAAGUGUGCCAGUUAAACUUGUAUGGCCUAUAGAAGUGAAAUUAACUUCAGAGCAAGAAUAAGUAGGCUUAACUAAUACAAUAAUUUUCUAAAGAAUGUUUUAAGACAAUAUUAUAUAACAGGGAAAAGUAAAUUAACUGUAUUUGAUAGUGAAUGGGUAAGUUUUGGCUGUGUGAGUCAUUUAUUUGGAUGUUGCUGGGGUGAAUUAACAGUCAUGUUUGAUUUUAAUCUCAAAUCAUUAGUUGGUUUUUCCCCUGGGAAAAAACAGUCUCAUCUAGAAGGAAAGACAUUUAGUGGUUUUGUUUAUUUUUCUGAGAUAUGUGAUAUUGUAAAUUAUACAUGUACUUUUAUAACUGAGUUAUUUUUAGCCAUUUGGAUUUUUUAGUUUGUUGCCCCUAGUAUGUUAGUGACUCUAAUUUCAAACUGGUAAUCUUGUAAUUUUUUCAAAUUAAAUAAGUAAAAAUUGAAGUGAAAAAACAGACCCACUAAAGUAAAUUUAAUGGUAUAGCUCCAUACAUGGUCUUUAUAUUUUUGUAUGUUCAGAUAAAUGGUAGGAAAACGUACUUUUUAGGUCUCAAAGGACUGGGGUUUCAUUCUUUUUUGUUUUGUUUUUUUCAUUCUAUGAACUAGCAAAUAGUAAAAGAAAUAGUGUAAAAACUCAUCAUCAUUAGUAAUCAGUUUAUCAGUAAAUUGUUCAAUGAUGUUGAAGAUACAAGACUAGUACUAAAAUGGAGAGGGAAAUCUCUUCAUAAAGGAGCUGGAUAUAAGUUAGUCUUGGUGAUAAUAGAUGUUGAAUUAUUCUACAAGUAUCAGUAUAAAAAUUAAAUCACUAGUAUCACUGUUUAGGAAUAAUGGUCCUUCCCAAGGAAAACCUAGUAUAUACUUGGAGAAUGAUUCAUUUAUUAUUGGCAUCCUCAGUUUGCCAAAGUCAACUUUGUUAUUUUUUUAAUUAUAAAUAAAGUUAUUUUUCUGAUGUUGGGGAAAAAAUAAACUUGACAACAGAUGUUACCCUUCCAUGAGUUAUUCUAGUUGCUUCUGUUUAAAUCCUGGCAAGUCAGAAUAUCCCCAUCUCAAAGUAGUUACCUCUUAGACCUCAGGAGUUAAAAUAGCUUAUUGUAAUAGUUUUAGAACUAUGUAAAAAACCCAGAUUGUUUUUACUGAAUCACCGUUAGUGGUUUGAAGGUAAGAAAGUAAUAGAAACUAUACUAUAUUCAUCAAUAAAAGAGAAUUCCAAGGUUAAAAGUAUUUCAUGAAACUUUGAAGAAAUAUUUUCUGACUCCUUGUGUAAUUGAAUGGCAUAAGAUUGUAAACUACAGUGUGGCUCCAACUGGUAUACUUAGGAGAGGCCUUUAAGGACCGGUGAAUGCUCAUAUUCCACAGCACCGUAUCCAUCAAAAAUGCCAGGCCAGUGUGAAUUGUGGAGAAACUACUACUAACUUUCUAAAUAGUUAUUUACAAGAAAAGUAUUUAUUAAUAAAGUAUAAACAGUAUU
Molecule: messenger RNA, 3176 nt
Organism: Manis pentadactyla (Chinese pangolin)
Lineage: Eukaryota; Metazoa; Chordata; Mammalia; Pholidota; Manidae
Gene: PGGT1B
Product: protein geranylgeranyltransferase type I subunit beta
Exons: 9
Coding region: 21-1154 (377 amino acids)
Biological process (GO): protein geranylgeranylation
Cellular component (GO): CAAX-protein geranylgeranyltransferase complex
Molecular function (GO): CAAX-protein geranylgeranyltransferase activity
Source: RefSeq, a predicted model, not a curated record